Messenger RNA from Pangasianodon hypophthalmus (striped catfish), 11163 nucleotides. It is a transcript of the gene kmt2ba, whose product is annotated as lysine (K)-specific methyltransferase 2Ba. Bases 59 to 9271 code for a protein of 3070 amino acids. Gene Ontology annotation, molecular function: protein binding; histone H3K4 methyltransferase activity; zinc ion binding. The transcript has 37 exons. Gene Ontology annotation, biological process: positive regulation of DNA-templated transcription. Gene Ontology annotation, cellular component: histone methyltransferase complex; nucleus. NCBI's taxonomy places the organism in Eukaryota, Metazoa, Chordata, Actinopteri, Siluriformes, Pangasiidae. The record is from RefSeq and is a predicted model, not a curated record.
UUCCAUCUUGUUCCUCCCCACAGCGGAGCGUCGUCGUUGUUGUUGUGGUGGGAUAAUAAUGGCGGCAGCUGGAGGCGGAUUGCCUGCCUCGGUUGUCUUCGCGGGCGCGAGCCCGUCUGCCCCGGCACGGUGUCGCUUUCCGGGGCGCCCGGGGCCGUCUCGCAGUCGACAGAAGACGGGGAAGCGUUGGAGAGUCGGCCGGCUGCGGCUGGAGGAGGAAGCGGCGGCGGCGGCGGUGGAGGCGGUCGCGAGCGGCCCGAGAGCUCCGAGGCCCGUUAGCGUUGAGUUGAACCUGCGCGAGGAUCCGACUUUACUGCGCGUGCUGAGGCUCAGCGAGCGGCUCGCGCGCCAGAAGGACGCGGGGUUCUGCACGAGCGGCAGCGAUGAGGAAGGAGAUUUCACAGGCUUCCAGACUGACGGUCGAUGGGCUUUACGCUCUGGACAAGACGUUACACAAAAAAGUUCUGUUAAAUCAUCCUCAUCCUCAAAGGAGAAGUCAUGUCCUGCUCAUGAUCCAUCUGCAAACAAUAAAGUCACCACUGCAAAAAAAGGAUUACGGGUGACUACAGAAACGGAGAGAGAACCUCCCUCAGAGAAACGUGAGAAGAAGGGUGGAAAACUUCAACAAAAUGUUGGGAAACCCAAACUAGUCGUUAAACUGGCUACCAAAGAGAUGACCAAUAAAAAUCUGCCAAGGGAAACAACUUUGCGCAGGGGUCGAGGGAAACCAUCUGAGAAGGAGAAAGGGACUAAGUUCUCACAUGAAGAAGAAAAUGGAGGUGUAGAAGAAGAGGUAUUGGAUGAGCCAGCCGCGGACGCUGGAAGAAAGGAAACGCGGCAGGGACGUACCAGUCAGAGCAGGCAGAGGAAAUUUGUGUGGAAUUUAACGCUGAUUAAGCGGAGAGGAAGAAGUUCCAAAAAGGUCCUGGCUGAGAAUUUGGGCAGACGUUCCCGGAGAGAGUACGCGAGGACUGCUGAACCUCAAGGCAAGGCUCAGGAGGAGGCAACUAGGGAUGAACUUGCUAUUGACCAAGAUGCUUCUGUGUCUCCAAAACCUGUUGCCAAACAGAAGAAGGUCCGCAACGUUACGAGCGCCUCUCCGAAAGAGGAAGAACAGGAGAAUGCUGUUUCUCCGGACGGAAGUGAAGGCACGCCAGUGAAAGGCAGUAGUCCGCAUUCUCCCAAACUAUCUCCCCGUGCCUUAAAGCGACGCAAAUCUUUAUUUGGGUAUCGUAGGAAACCGGAGCAGGAGUCGUUGCUGAAAAUGAAGAAGGCUCAGUCACAGGCUGCGAGUAGAAUCCCCAGAAAAAGGCGGCGGCUUGUCUGCUACACUUACGAAGCAGUGGAAUCGCCGGCGAAUCAAGAGCAGUCACAGGAACCACCGGCGCAGGUGGCGAGUCAGCAGGGACUCACGGACAGCGUGAUUAGCAGUCGGCCGUCCCGGGUGAUCAGGGUCCCGAAAAGGUUCAUGGAUGAUGAAGGAAUGUCUGGGCUGCUGGGAAAGAAAGCUGUUCAAACUGAGAAUCAAGAGGAUGAGUCUUGCAGUGACACAGAGGAAGCAAAUCUUUCCCAAACCCCGAGGUUAGGAAGCAAGCAAAAGAGCGCAAACAAAAGGACUAUAUGUGACAACGAGGAGGAUUUUGUUGCAAAGUCUGAGGAAUGGAAACCAGGCAGCCUGACUGGUGGUCCUCGAAAGAAAGUGGGGAGACCGGCUUAUGAUGCUACUCCUCUCAAAAUCUAUGAGAGUUUAAAGAUGCUUACAGCAAGCUUGGCUCAGAGGAAAGAGCAGCGAAUGGCCAGCGCACGUUUCAAAGCCCUUGGUGAAAAAGUGGAGUGUGAGAGCCAUGGUGAAGUCGAAUCUCCAGCUUCUAGAGAGCUGAGAAAAUGGGGGAGCUCUGAUAUAAAGAUAGGUGAUCUGAACUGUCCAGGAGUUGUGCAUAAAGUAGCCAUACAUGCUGAUGAUCAGGUGAUCAGUCAGUCAGCACUUUCAUCUGUGGAAGAACUUGAAACCAAAGCAGAGGUAGAGAGAACCAGCCUGGAGGAUGCUACUGACCUACAAAGCACGGAUGCUGGGAAGUCGGAGGUCGUGUUGGCGCAGGGCAGUUCCUUUCACAAAGUCAACAUCUCGGGUGCCAACAAAAGGAUGCUUCACCUGCUGAAGAGGGCCAAGGUGCAGCUGAUUAAAAUUGACCAGCAGAAACAGAUGAAGACAGCUCAGCUGAUGUCUGGCACAGUUCGAGUUGGAGAUUGUGGCAUUAUGAGCAUGAAGAGGAGGGGGAGAAGGGGAAUAGUCAAGACAAACAAGGAAGAGGUUCCUCAGGGACUGCCGGUUGGAGGUCCACGCAUAAAGCACGUGUGUCGGGCAGCGGCAGUGGCACUUGGGCAGCCUCGUGCCAUGGUACCGGAAGACAUCCCCAGACUCAGUGCUCUGCCUUUACACGAGAGAGAAGGCAUUGCACCUUCACAGGACACAGAGGAUCUCGGUUCUCACUCAGAACCAGAAAGCACCGGCUCUGUUGAACAAAGGCCAGUGUACAAACAGAAAGCUUUCGGGCUGCGACAGAGACGCUGCUUUAACUGCAAGGGCUGUUGUCGGGAAGAGGACUGUGGGACCUGUGUCUUCUGUCUGGAUAAACCAAAAUAUGGAGGACCCAAUAAGAAACGUCAGAGCUGCAUCUACAGGAAGUGCUUAAGGAUUGAAGAAAACAAAAUGAGACGAAUGAAAGUUCAGAUGAAGCGACGGGCUAUGUACGCCCAAGCCACUGCGUACAGUGGCGGAGAGGAAGAGGGCGAGGGAGAUGGCACGGGAGAUGCGCUAAGCACUAAUGCGCUAAGCUCCAUCCGGAGGCAGCCUAGGCGCCAGGUUACACGUCGAUGCUUCAGCGACUUGCUAGAGUCCGACUCGACCGACACAGAGGCUUCUGGUGAAGACGUAGCAAAGGAACAGAGCAGUAGUGAGCCAAGUAUUAAGGCUAAUGAUACUGUUACACAUCCUGAUGUGGAAGAUGAGGCAGUGAAACCACGAAGGCCUGGCCUGCCGAGAGGACUGUGGGGUCGGCGACGAAUUAAUAAGCUCCAGAGUUGCCCUGCCUCACAGGCGCUGGAGCGCUCAGCACCAGGAAGUCCAUCUGUAAAGCUCAGGCUGAAGUUCCAGCUGCGGCUGCAUAGACUACCACUUAGCAUGGUGCGAGCUGCUGAGGUGUCUUCGGUGGCUGUACCUUCCCAGCCUGAUGACAAAAAAGCACAAGAAGAGGAGGCGGAUAGAGAAACGCGGGUUGUGAAGGAGGGAGCUCUGCAGCAACCCCUUACUGACCCCUGUCUUCCUCAUUCCCAGAGCUCAAUGGAGCACACGCCACCCAGCGUCCUGGCCACGCUGGCCAAAGGCUUCGCACACCGGGAACGACAGGCACAGGAGCCAGCGCACAAAAUCCGGGUAGACUUUAAGGAGGACUGCAACAUUCAGAACGUCUGGGCGAUGGGGGGGCUGAGUAUCCUCACGUCUCUUCCAAUCACAGCGGAGUGUGUGUGUCUGCUGUGUGCUAGUAAAGGCCACCACAACAUGAUAUUUUGUCAGAUGUGCUGUGAGCCCUUCCACCGCUUCUGCCUUCCAGUAGAUGAUCGUCCACAGAAUGAAAAUCUGCAGAACUGGUGUUGUAGGCGCUGCAAAUUCUGCCACGUCUGUGGUCGUAAGGGCAAACAGGGAAAGCCGGUUUUACAGUGCAGAAGGUGCUUUUACUGCUACCACCCAUCAUGCCUCGGGCCCACAUAUCCCAAACCCGGAAAGUGCAGCACACCUUGGGUGUGUAUGUUGUGUAUUCGGUGCAAAAGCUGUGGGGUGACACCAGGGAAAUCCUGGGGAGCGGCUUGGAAUCAUGAGCUGGAUCUCUGCCCUGACUGCAGUAACCUCCACAAACAAGGAAACUUCUGCACAGUGUGUCUCAAGUGCUAUCCUGAGCAUGAAUUUGACAUGAAGAUGAUGCAGUGUGCUCGAUGUGCCCACUGGGUGCAUCCCAAGUGUGAGGGACUAACAGAUGACUUGCAUGAGAUUCUGAAGAGGUUGCGGGGGAAAAGUUUGGUGUUCUCCUGCGCAGCCUGCAGUAAAAACUUCCCUAGUGGCUGGCAGGAGGUGGUGCAGAGUGUGCUGCGCAACGGUCUGGAAAAGAUCAUGAAUGGGUUGAUGAGCUCCCUGACCACCCAUCACCUCCAGAAGUGCUCAGAGUGUGAAGCCUGUUCUGAUGCUGACAGUAUAAAGAGUAGGAAGGUGGUUUGUGAUCUUCAUGCUGUGGAGAGGAAGCUUGAAGAAGGCUUGUAUACUUCAUUGAAAGCGUUUCAUGAGGAUGUGGUGACUGUACUGGUAAAGCAGCUAGAGCAAGAAGAAUCACUUCCAGAGGAACAGAGGCCCACUGCCCAAGCCAGAGCUUUAUAUAUAAAAUUACUGGAGCAAACUUUUACUUGGUUCAACAGUCAGGACCCUAAAGCAUGGAAGCCUGUAAUGAAAGAAUUCCCAAGUGGUAUGCUCCCAGAGGCAAUAAUCCCACCAUCUGAAGAGCACAGUUACGCUCAGUGGUUGGAGGAGCACGACCAUGCUACAGCAAACGAGAACGAAGAGAACCUUCAUUUAAAAGCACAAGGAAAAGAGCCUCAGAGCAUAAGCCGAUGUGGUGUAGAUGAAAGACACUGUUCUCUCUGUCAGCAGCAGGGUGAUGCCAAACCCACUGACGCAGGCAGGCUGCUGUACCUGGGCCAAAAUGAGUGGGCUCAUGUAAACUGUUGCAUCUGGUCAGCGGAGGUGCAAGAGGUCAGGGGUGCGUUGUUGCAUGUGCACAGCGCUGUGGCCAGAGGACGUUUCAUGCGUUGUGAGCGGUGUAGCCAGGCUGGGGCGACAGUGGGCUGCUGUCUCUCUUCCUGUCAGAGUAAUUACCACUUCAUGUGUGCUCGUGCCAGCCAUUGUGUCUUUCAGAGCGAUAAGAAGGUCUACUGUUACAAACACCGUGACCUCGUCAGCAACAAGGUGAUGAAUGGAUUUGAGGUUCUCAGACGAGUCUAUGUAGAUUUUGAAGGCAUUAACCUUCGAAGGAAGUUUCUAACAGGCUUGGAACCAGAGUCCAUUAAUGUAAUGAUUGGCUCUUUGAAGAUACACAGAUUGGGUGUGCUGACAGAGUUAUCUGCAAAUGCAGGAAAAUUGUAUCCUGUGGGUUACCAGUGCACUCGGUGGUACUGGAGCACAGUCGACCCACGAAAGCCAUGCAAGUACACCUGCAGAGUGACUGAUAUACAGCCAUCAUCACCACGGAAAACGCCACAUCUAGCGCGAAACCAGGAAGAGAACUGCACUAUUGCACACAGCCCAAAACAACAUGAAGAUAUGGACACCACAGAGGCAGAUCUUGCCAUGAAGCUCACUCCCAGCACCCCGUCUCCCAACUCCAAACUGGACUCAGGAACAGGAUCUAAAACUACUGGGCACCCUCACAACAGGAGACCAGCUGGUGGGACAUUCAGACCAUUGCCCUCACCAGGGACUGCAGUUUCCUCUUCCCAUCACAUCCUGACCAUCAGUGAUCUUGAUGAGACACGUCGGUCAAGAAGGCUUUCCUUACGCAGCCGGAAUGCCUCACCUCCCCAUACAUCCCCCUCCGGGCCAGUGAAAUUGUGCACAGGAGCUGGUCUUCACCCCAGAUCGCUCCCAUUUAGCUCGCCUGUCUCUCCACUUGGCUCUCAUGAAAACCCCUUGAGCUCUCUGUCACCUCGCCGCAGGGGCCGCCCUCCUUCCUCCCCUUCUGGUGCUACUUCGGCAUACUCCCCCCGGCAAGGUGCAGUUGCGAGUCCCCCUUCAACUUUCGUCUUGUCACCAUGUCACUCUCCAAAGAUUCAGCAGCACUUAAAGGUAACACCACAAGAGUCCGCAGAAGUACCUCAGGAUUUCUCUGCCUCUUUAGAGCCUGAAGAUGCUGCUGGAAUGCCAGAGGAACGCAUCUCCAUGAUUGCAGUUAUGAACGAUGGUGACACAAUGCCACUGUCGUCAGACCAAGAAUUGCUCUCUACACAGUUUGAUACUGACACAGAUGUAGCCGUUGCCUCUGUGUUGAAUGAAAAACUUGAAUUCGAUGAGGCCUUGCUAAAUGAGAACGUGGCCUUGCACUUUGGUCAGCAUGGCAGUGGAGCAGAAGUGGCAGAGCAGGGACAGGGGUUACUGACUGAAGGAAACGGCUUGGUCGAUGAAAAUCUAGUUUCAGGCGCAGGUGCCAGUAGAUACAGCUCCAGAAUAAAAGAUUUUUCUGGCCUUUCAGCAGCUGAAGAGCAACUGGAGCAAGAGUCAACUAAUGAAGGCUCUGACCAUUACUUUAAUUUCUCUCGCACAGUAGUAGUCUGCGAUUCUGCACAGACAGGGUUAACGCUCCUUCCUACCUCGCAAUCGAUCUCUCAGCUGGAUGGAGCGGACAACAAUUCAGAAAGUGAUGCAGGUGAAGCCAGUGGAGAGGACAAUACUCAGGAUGUAGGGAAUAGUUAUCAUAGUCAGGACACAUCAAAGGGCACUGCUUCUGUGGGAGGACACUCUGGAAGCAGGCUAGUGUGCACUGGCAAAGCUGAGUCCUUUGUGACAGAAUCUGUACAUAUGGACGAUGAGCCAAAUAUCUUGGAGAAAUUUCAGGGAUCGGCAUUCUUACAGAAGAGUGGUGACAUGAUUGUUGACUCUGUUGCUGAGGUAUUCGCACCACAAGAAGGUACGUCUGUGAAGGAUUUAAUGGUGCAAGAGAUGCAGCUGACACCUGAGGCAGAUGUACAAGAUGUGGUGUUAUCGCCUCCCAUGUUUGACACAAGCAGUGAUCUACUUGCCGGACAUGAGGACAUUCUAAUGGACAGUGCGCCACUGGAUCACUUGAACGAGGUGGUGCUGGAUCCGGCUAGUGAUGAUUUUGUCUCUGCUCAAGAUGGAAGCUUGGUGAAUAUAUGUGACUCCUCAGCGUUGGGCAGCCUUGAGAAAGAUCCAGAGCAGAUUGCCUUGUCAGAACCACCUCCUAUGAGCAGUGUUGGAAAAGUGAGAAUUAUCACUUCUGGUCCAGCCCCACAUAGAAGUUUUAUUAUCCCACAGCCUGUUACACAUCACAGAGUAGUCAAUAUGGCUGUACCUACUGUCACGUCCUUGCCUAUGUCUUUAUCUGUUAACAAUGUUUCCACGUUACCUGCUCUCUCAGUUUUUCCACAAAGAAACCACGUGGUCACUUCCUCUCCAGUUGUAAUUAAUGGUCCGGACUCUCAGCUCAAGGAUGCAACAAAGGGCCGACCUCUUGCCAUCCGCCUUCCUACCUCUACAAAAACAAGUGUGACUGGUGCAUUGUCUAGCCCUCAAGUUUUGCUUGUCAACCGCUCUGGUCAAAUUUUAAUAAAAGACCCACAGACCAAUAGUUACCAGAUACCUAGUGCUAGUUCACCUUCUUACAGCCAGAUUAGCCAGAUUGCUAAGAUCAUCCACAGUCAUAACCUCGUUCACAGAGCCGUUCCCAGAGUCCUGGUGACCCCAGUACCACAAACAAGCCCCAGCCAAGGUCCAACCACACAUGUAGUAUCAUAUACCAAUGGUGCAGCACCCUCAACUAAAGUUUUGAUCAGGAGACUACCUCAGAAAUCUUCAGCAGUGCAGAUGAGCAGCGGCAGUAUACCUAUGAGAGGAACCAGUGGUGUAAAGCUAAAGAAUGUGUCAGUGCCAAGUACACCAGUGUUAGAAAGGAUCCAAGGGGAGGAUGCACAGGCAAUAAUUGAGAGAGCCAUGGCAAGCCACAGGGACAUGACAAACCCCCAUGCGCUGAGCCCAUCCCACUUCCAGGUCCACCCAUACCUUAAUAAGCUACAGUCUCCUGAGUCUACUGAUGUGGUUAAACAAUUCACAGGAUUGCAUCGGCAAACUAAGCCCAACAUUCUGUCCCAUUCGAGGCCUCAGGUCAGGGUCAAGAGGGUGUCGUCAGUAUCAGAACGAACUGUUGUAAAACAAUGCAAGACCACCUCCACAGAGCCAACAGUUCUUAGCUCUCAGGAUGAGCUAAACAGAUCACUUGGAGUCCGCAUUAAAGCCCCAUCCAUUAAGGAGGUGCUGCAUUUUAACCAGCCAGAAGUUGAAAAUCUUUGUGAACCAAAGAGUAACGAAGCCAAAGAACUUGAAAUCGAAAGAAGUAUUCCAAAGGAAUGUGAACCCUGUGAACUGCAGGAAAGCGAAAGCAACCAUGACAAAAAUCAUGUAUGGGUCAGCUCCAGAAACAGUGACUUGUCCGACUGGGGCCCCUGUUCAGGAUGGAGUUCAGAUGAGGAUUCUUCAUCACCAUUUAAGAACGAGCAAGAUGGGUGUUCCAGUCAGGAUAAGCCUCACCUGUUGUUCAAAAUUACUAGUGAUGAUGGCUUCAGUGUGGAGGCAGAUAGCAUAGAGGUGGCUUGGAAGGCAGUAGUGGAUGGCGUCCAAGAGGCACGGACAGGCUACAGACUUGAGCAGCUGCCACUGGGCAGAAUGAGUGGUGCCAGGGUCCUGGGUGUCCUUCACGAUGCUGUGCUGUUCUUGCUGGAGCAGCUGCAGGGGGCCUCGCAGUGCUACAACCACCGAUUCCGGUUCCACCAACAAGAAAAAGCUGAGGAAGAGCUACCGAUAAACCCUAGUGGCUGUGCUCGUGCCGAAGUCUAUACAAGGAAAAACACUUUUGACAUGUUUAACUUCUUGGCCUCCCAACACCGGCAGCUUCCUGAGAGCAGGCCGUGUGAUGAAGAUGAGGAUGAUGUCAAGCUCAAAUGCAGCAGACGUGCCACCAGCAUGGAGUUACCAAUGGCAAUGAGGUUCAGACAUCUAGAGAAAACCUCUAAAGAAGCUGUUGGGGUUUAUAGAUCUGCUAUUCAUGGGCGUGGCCUUUUCUGCAAACGCAACAUAGAAGCUGGAGAGAUGGUGAUCGAGUACGCUGGUAAUGUCAUUCGUUCAGUCCUGACUGACAAGCGGGAGAACUAUUACAGCAGUAAGGGCAUCGGCUGCUACAUGUUUCGCAUCGAUGACUUCGAUGUAGUGGAUGCCACCAUGCACGGCAACGCAGCACGUUUUAUUAACCACUCGUGUGAGCCGAACUGUUACUCGAGGGUUAUUAAUGUGGAAGGCCAGAAGCACAUUGUCAUAUUUGCACUGAGGAAGAUCUACCGUGGGGAGGAGCUCACUUAUGACUACAAAUUCCCGAUCGAAGAUGCCAGCAACAAGCUGCACUGUAACUGUGGUGCUAGGCGAUGUAGACGCUUUCUCAACUAGGAGAAUUACUACUCUGAAUGAGAGGGAUCUGUAACAACUGCGCAUGGGCCAGAUGGGAAGAAAUGAAUAGAUGGAGGAAACAGAAAAAUGUAUUAGAUUAUUCAUGUUAGAAAUCUGUUCCAACUUUAGGACAGUUUUAGUCCAGGUAAGACAUUUUCUUCGAUCUGGGCUCCUGAGUGACGCAACAGGAAAGCUCGAAUAUGACAAUGCCACAGCCAUCUGUUAUGGGGGAAGCCAAGAGAUCAAAAAUGGCCGUGCUGUCUGGAUGGGAAAAGGAGCAUCCCUGUCAGUCAGAGCAUCACUGACCAACCUUGGGUGUAUGUGACCUCGUGUAUAUCGAAGUGGGCGUCUAGUGCUUUCCUAAAUGUGUGUGUUCAGCUGUGCUGUGAUGUAGCGUGAGAAGAGAGAUGGUAGCUGGCCUCACUUGCCUUGGAGGAAACACAUGCCAGCUUUCACCCUCUUCAGCUGGUGAUUCUGAAGUGAUAAAGGAGAGCUAGCUAGUGUGCGUCUAAUGUGUGCGGCAUUUGCUUAACAUGGAGGCGGUUGAGUUUUCAGUUUCCAUUUUUUCGUCCAGAAAAGUUCCCUUUGUAUCUCUAUGGCCAUAUUUUAUUUUUGCUGGAAAAUCCAGAGCAAAUGACUUUCCUUUUUAAACACGUUGAACAUCGAUACCUUGUGUAUGUCCCGUUAAUGAGUGCUCACAUCCAUAGCGCUGGACCUCAUUACACCAGGGCUGUAGAAUAAAACAAACAGUAUUUUAGCUUUUAAAUGUGUUCUUGCUACUGAGUUUGAAGCUCUCCAUAAUACCUGGAGAAUCCACCACUGGCACCUUAUCAUUGUGGCUCUGUAUUUUAUCAGAGAGUAGCUGGAUUAUUAGAACUCAUUUCCACUGAACACAUGGUUGAGUUAACGUUUUUAAUGAAGGUAAUUUUCACUGCAUUUUUUUUUUUUCACAUAUCUUUGACUCCGUUGUCAUUUACUGCGCCUGAGUUGUGUGAGAUCUAGCCAGCUCGAGUCGUACGACUUACUGCAGCUUCCUACUGUCACAUGCUUGUACAGAUUAUUUUUUACCCCUAUUUUGAACUGUAAGAAAACGGGGUGUAUAGAAAUGGAAGGUGUUCAGUGGUCUACACUGGAAACGUUAUUUUAAAUUUUUAAAUGAAUACCUAGUUUUUAUACAUUUUUCAUUGUGCUUUUUGGAGAGUUUACCCCCAGGACGUCGAAACAUUUAUAGCAUAAGCUGUGAAAUCUUCCAGCUGUAACCAGCACAAUCACAGCAGACUUAGAAGACAAGUGAGAGCAUACAGCUGUUCCUUAACAGGUCAAACACGUAACCUGAAGAGAGAACCAUCCUUCUUAUAGCUAUGAAUGAUUCCUUUAAUAAAUUCUCUCUUCUGUAAGUAAUACCAGGGACUUUGAAAGUCUUCUACCUCAGUGGCUAAUGACCAGUGAUGGCUAGUGAAACACCGUGAACAGGAGCAUAAACCUUUGCUACCAUGUUCUACACUAGCAUUAAAUGUAUGCAAUGUGACUGCAGGUUUUUUUUUUUUUUUUUUUGCUUUCAACAGGCUUCAGGUCCCUACUUGUAUUUGUGUACAGAAUGUUUUGUUUUCUCAAUAUGAAGACUAAGGAUUGAGUCCUUAAUUUAGCUUGAGGAACUGCUUCCACGUUAUUUGGCACAAUGGCAAUCUUUGUAUAUAGUUGUACAAAAAUUUGAAAUGUUUUUUUUUUUAUGCACUUUUUUAUUUAUAAUGUUCUAAAUGUAAUAAAGUCCUGCUUUAAACAAAAACUAUUUACCUUUUUUUUUUUUAAAUGAACUUAUUACAUGAAUGUUUUAUAUUUGUGCAGCUUGUAAAAUAAAAUUUGCCACCCAGAGGUGUAGAUUUGAAUGCAAA